Molecule: messenger RNA, 900 nt
Organism: Mycena indigotica
Lineage: Eukaryota; Fungi; Basidiomycota; Agaricomycetes; Agaricales; Mycenaceae
Product: CTP-transf-like domain-containing protein
Exons: 3
Coding region: 1-900 (299 amino acids)
Biological process (GO): coenzyme A biosynthetic process
Molecular function (GO): dephospho-CoA kinase activity
Source: RefSeq, a predicted model, not a curated record
AUGGACUCGACCCUUCUCUACGCGUCGAUUCACGAAACUGAAAUCCCCGUGUUCCUCGCGUCUCCAAUCGCCCAUGCUGCCCAGAAUACCCAUAAACACCUCACGAUCAUCCUUGUCUCGCCCUCUUUCGACUUAUCAUGGAAUUCGAUCCAACAAUUACUGACCUUCGUUUACGUGCAAGCGACGAAGGUUGCUCAGGACAGGAAUCGCAUUCUUAUGCAGAUAGACGUUCUUCUCCACAUACCAAAUACUGCCAUCCCCGAAUCUGUAUCAAGUCCAGACGUUGUCUUUCGUGUGGAAGGAGACUCUGUUCAGCUGCCUCCGGAGCUGAGCUCAUUUAGUCAACAUACUAUACCACGAGGGUCGCAUCCAAUCGCUCCGACUCCAGCUGAAGUCGCCACACUUUCUCGUUUUCCUGUUGUCGCUCUUGGUGGUACUUUUGACCAUCUCCAUGCGGGGCACAAGAUACUGCUAAGCAUGGGCGCCUGGCUUGCAUCCGAGAAACUCAUCGUUGGUGUGACAGACGAUGCCCUUCUUGUCCGCAAGGCUCACGCCGAGGUUCUCGAGUCUCUUUCUGCGCGAAUCACCUCCGUUCGCACCUUUCUCAACACUUUCCGACCUGGUCUCGUGUACGACAUUGUGCCCAUCAACGAUGUCUAUGGUCCAACUGGCUGGGACCCAAAUAUACAAGCUCUAGUUGUGAGCAAGGAGACUGCAUCUGGCGCGGCAUCAAUCGCAUCGCAUCGCGCUGAACACGGAUUACCUGCGUUGGAAACAUUCACUAUUGAUGUCAUCUCCGCGACGGAGACCAACAUCAGCAACGAUAACCCAGACUACAUGAAGCAAGCUAAAAUGAGCAGCACUUACAUCCGCGAGUGGAUUGUGAAUCAUAAACAGUGA